AUGGAAACACUUCUGAAUAGCGAAAUAUUAAAGAAAUAUAAAGAAGAAACUAAUGAAUAUAUAAAAAAAAAGAAUGUUGAUAAAUUAUUUGAUAUUAUUUUAAAAAAUGUUUUAAUAAAUAAACCUGAUAAUAUUUAUUUAUAUAUAUAUAACAACAUUUAUUCUUUCCUGUUGAAUAAAAUUUUUAUAAUAGGUCCUCCAAUAUUGAAAAUUACAUCUUUCUUAUCUUCUCAUAUUUCUGAAUUCUUUAAUUAUUAUCAUAUAUCAGUUCCUAUGUUAAUAGAACAAUAUGAAUUAAAACAAAAAGAAAGAUUGAAUAAUAAAAUUAUAGUUAAUGAUGAGGUAAUUUCUUCUAUACUUAAAGAGAAGAUAAAUAAUUUAGACUCUAAGAAGAAAAGAGGUUAUAUUGUGGAGGGAUAUCCCAACAAUAAUCUUCAAGCAUAUAAUUGUCUCAAAUAUUUUCCUUCACAUGUUUUUGUUCUAUAUGCUGAUGAAGAAUAUAUUUUUAAAAAAUAUGAAGAAGAAAAUGAUAUUUCCAUUUUUUCAAACACACAAAAAAAGGAAUAUGAAAUAAAUGAACUCUAUGAAAUAAAAGAUUUAAAUGUCAAACCUUUAAAAGACCAAGUGCUUUCAUAUAUAAGAAAUAUAUCAGAUAUAUUGACUAUCCUUGGAACUAAUAAAAAUGUUUUGAACCUACACGAUUUUAAUGAGCAAAUGUUAAUUGAUCACGUUAAAGUAUAA
This is a messenger RNA of Plasmodium adleri (nom. inval.), 741 nucleotides long. Its product is annotated as adenylate kinase-like protein 2. The coding region runs from base 1 to 741 and encodes 246 amino acids. The record is from RefSeq and is a predicted model, not a curated record. Lineage: Eukaryota; Apicomplexa; Aconoidasida; Haemosporida; Plasmodiidae. The transcript is spliced from 3 exons.